AUGGAUUCUCGCAGAGCCAAAACAAAUGCAAUUAUAUUUCGGAUAACAGGCGAAGAAUCUUUCGAAAUUAUGGGUCGGGUAUAUACAGACAAUAACAUUGGCUGGCGAAAUUUGAAGGGUGAGGAAAAUUUUAAAG
Funneliformis caledonium is the source of this 136-nucleotide messenger RNA. The record is from the annotation of a GenBank genome assembly. NCBI's taxonomy places the organism in Eukaryota, Fungi, Glomeromycota, Glomeromycetes, Glomerales, Glomeraceae.